Molecule: messenger RNA, 2246 nt
Organism: Hordeum vulgare subsp. vulgare (domesticated barley)
Lineage: Eukaryota; Viridiplantae; Streptophyta; Magnoliopsida; Poales; Poaceae
Product: butanoate--CoA ligase AAE1-like
Exons: 2
Coding region: 114-2093 (659 amino acids)
Source: RefSeq, a predicted model, not a curated record
AGUUCGUUGUCCGCUUUCCACACAGCCCGUGGCCUCCGUGAUCGUCCUCCCUCCUCCUGACACCAUCACCCUCACUCUCACUCUCACUCUCACUUCCACAGGAGCCCCCCGCCAUGAGCAGCAGAGCCUCGCUGCUCCGCAGACUAAUUAUCCAUCGCCAUCGCAGCAUCGACGACAACAUCGGAUCAGUCCAGCCGCAGCACCAGCGUCAGCUGAUCCCCAUCCGCCACCAUUAUUCUAAUCCCCACCAGCGUUAUUCUAAUCCAGGCCCCGAUCUCGCCGGGGUGCGCGCGUUUACUUCCUUAUCCACACCAUGGCCGUGCCGCCCGCGCGCGUCCCUGUCGCCGUCGUCCUUCUUCUCCAGCCUGGUGGCAGGCAGGGGUCAAGGGGAGGAGCCGGAGGCGGAGGUGCUGGACAUGGAUGCCGGCACGGUGCGCUGCGCGGCCAACUACGCGCCGCUCACGCCGCUCAGCUUCAUCGAGCGCGCCGCGGCGGUGUACGGUGACCGCGCCGCCGUGGUGUACGGGGAGGCCCGCCGGCGCACGUGGAGGGAGGUGCGGGAGCGCUGCGUCCGCGUGGCCGCCGCGCUCGCCACGCGGCUCGGCGUCGCCCGCGGCGAUGUGGUUGCUGUCCUCAGCCCGAACGUGCCGGCGAUGUACGAGCUGCACUUCGCCGUGCCCAUGGCCGGCGCCGUCCUCUGCACGUUCAACACGCGGCACGACGCGGCCAUGGUGUCCGCCCUGCUCAAGCACUCCGGCGCCAAGGUCUUCCUCGUCGAGUCGAGCCUCCUCGACAUCGGUAAAGCCGCUCUGAAGCGCCUCGCCGAUCAGCCGAACGCCGCCAGCAUUCCGUUCCUUGUGAUCAUGUCGGACGACGCCGGCUCGGUCAAGGACUCCGGCUGCGCGGCGGACUACGACUACGAGGGUCUGAUCAAGAACGCCCCGUCCAAGUUCGACGUCCGGUGGCCGGCGAACGAGCUGGACCCGAUCACGCUCAACUACACGUCCGGCACGACGUCGCGGCCCAAGGGCGUGGUCUACAACCACCGCGGCGCCUACCUCAACACCAUCGGCACGGUCCUCGCCUACGACAUCACCCCGAUGCCGACCUACCUGUGGACGGUGCCCAUGUUCCACUGCAACGGCUGGCACCUGCCGUGGGGCGUGGCCAUGCAGGGCGGCACCAACGUCUGCCUCCGCCACUUCACCGCCGGGGUCAUCUUCGACAGCAUCGCGCGGAACGGGGUGACGCACAUGGGCGGCGCGCCGACGGUGCUCAACAUGAUCGUCAACGCGCCGGCCGCGGACCGGAGGCUGCUGCCGGGGACGGUGCGCGUCAUGACGGGCGGCGCUCCGCCGCCGCCCCGCGUCCUGGCCGGGAUGGAGGAGCUCGGGUUCGUGGUGUACCACAUCUACGGCCUCACGGAGACGCACGGCCCGGCCACCGUGUGCACGUGGAUGCCGGAGUGGGACACGCUGCCGGCCGAGGAGCGCGCGCGGCUCAAGGCGCGGCAGGGGUUCCAUCACAUCGCCAUGGAGGAAGUCGACGUCAAGGACCCGGCGACCAUGGAGAGCGUGCCGCGCGACGGCGAGGCGGCGGGCGAGGUGAUGUUCCGCGGCAACACCGUCAUGAGCGGGUACUACAGGGACAUCGACGCCACCAAGGAGGCCAUGGCCGGAGGGUGGCUGCACACGGGCGACCUCGCCGUGCGGCACCCGGACGGGUACAUCCAGCUCAAGGACCGGGCCAAGGACAUCAUCAUAUCAGGCGGCGAGAACAUCAGCUCCAUCGAGGUGGAGUCGGUGAUCUUCAGCCACCCGGCGGUGCUGGAGGCGGCGGUCGUGGCGAGGCCCGACAAGCACUGGGGGGAGACGCCAUGCGCGUUCGUGAAACUGAAGGACGGCGCCAGGGCCACAGAAGCAGGGAUCAUCGGUUUUUGCCGAGAGAGGAUGCCGCAUUACAUGGCGCCCAAGACGGUGGUGUUCGAGGAUCUGCCCAAGACCUCGACGGGGAAGACGCAGAAGUUUGUUCUCCGGGAGAAGGCCCGGGCCAUGGGCAGCCUGACCAAGACCGGAAGCAGCAGCAAACUGUAGUAACAUUUGUUUGGAUGGUGUGGCAUGUCGACUGAAAUUGAAGCCAUCCCAUUGUAAAUGCACCUCAUUUCAUUAAGCACAUAUACACCAAAAAUACAGCCAGGGGACACGGCAUCCACUCCACUGCUUAUCAAGCAAUACUUAUACUUUUAA